CCUGCUGCUUCCCAAACGCCAGAGGGAUGCGGGCGGCAGAGCGCGAGAGGCGGCGGCUGGGCUGCGGGGCGCUGUGACUGUCCCUCCACCCAAUCUAGUCGCGCGCCUCUCUUCUGCCCGCUGGCUGCCUCCUCUCUGCCCCCCUGGUUUCUGUCUCCUGCUUUACCCCAGCCCCGUUCCUUAUGGCAGCAGCUCCCCGCUUCUGGGGCGAAGCUUCUCAGCGGACUAUCCUCUUGCUCCCCUGGCUGAGCAGGGUCACUGGAUGUUGCUGAAACUCCUGAGAUCAUGCGCUCCUUUGGCCUCAGCCUCACUGCCGGCUGUCCCUGCCGCCACCUCCUCCUCUGUUGCCGUGCUCCGCGGGAUGCUGAGUAGCCCGCUGCGUGGCCCCUGCGAUCCCGUGUUCUUCAGAAGCCUUUGGUUGCUGCAGAGUUGCGCGAAGUAGUCAUGGUGCUGUGGGAGUCCCCGCGGCAGUGCAGCAGCUGGACACUUUGCGAGGGUUUCUGCUGGUUGCUACUGCUGCCGGUGACGCUGCUUAUCAUAGCCCGUCCGGUGAAACUCGCUGCUUUCCCUACCUCCUUAAGUGACUGCCAAACGCCCACCGGUUGGAACUGCUCCGGUUAUGAUGACAGAGAAAAUGAUCUCUUCCUGUGUGACACCAACACCUGUAAAUUUGACGGGGAAUGUUUAAGGAUUGGAGACACUGUGACUUGCGUCUGUCAGUUCAAGUGCAACAGUGACUAUGUGCCUGUGUGCGGCUCCAAUGGAGAGAGCUACCAGAAUGAGUGCUACCUGAGGCAGGCUGCCUGCAAGCAGCAGAGUGAGAUACUUGUGGUCUCAGAAGGAUCCUGUGCCACAGAUGCAGGAUCGGGAUCUGGAGACGGAGUCCAUGAAGGCUCUGGAGAAAGCAGUCAGAAGGAAACCUCUACCUGUGACAUUUGCCAGUUUGGUGCAGAGUGUGACGAAGAUGCUGAGGACGUCUGGUGUGUGUGCAACAUUGACUGUUCUCAAACCAACUUCAACCCCCUCUGCGCUUCCGAUGGGAAAUCUUAUGAUAAUGCGUGUCAAAUCAAAGAAGCGUCAUGUCAGAAACAGGAGAAAAUUGAAGUCAUGUCUCUGGGUCGAUGUCAAGAUAACACAACGACAACCACUAAAUCUGAAGAUGGGCAUUAUGCAAGAACAGAUUAUGCAGAGAAUGCUAACAAAUUAGAAGAAAGUGCCAGAGAACACCACAUACCUUGUCCAGAACAUUACAACGGGUUCUGCAUGCAUGGGAAAUGUGAACACUCCAUCAAUAUGCAGGAGCCAUCUUGCAGAUGUGAUGCUGGUUAUACUGGCCAACACUGUGAAAAAAAGGACUACAGUGUUCUCUACGUUGUUCCUGGUCCUGUGCGAUUUCAGUAUGUCUUGAUUGCAGCUGUCAUUGGGACAAUUCAGAUUGCUGUCAUAUGUGUGGUGGUCCUCUGCAUCACAAGAAACGAGUGAUGCUGCUGCAACUUAUCACUUACAACAGUGAAGUCACCGAAUUGAUGUUUAUGUUCAGAACAGAGCAGUUGACACAGAAACAAAUACGCUUAAAACCAUCUGCACCAUCAUGGCUUCUUCCUCAAAGAAGAAUAGAGUUGUUGCAGUUCAGCCUUGCCGAGACGCUCACACCUGUGGGGCACAGAAGACAGACUACUAUUUGAGAAAAAUGAGCAGCUGAGGCUUGCUCCAUCUGAACCUUGGUCACAGAAAAGAAGGGAAGGAAAAGAACAUGAUUGUGUGAAAACCACAGCUUCCUAGGAAUCUCCAUGUCUGUUCCACCCUUGUUUCUGGACCUCUGUCUUCCAGACUGCCCAUUUGGCUCCCUGCCUUGCUGUCCACCUCUCUUUACAGCCUCUUUGUGUUACACAGCUUCUCCAUCUGUUGCUGGUUUCCAACCUGAUGCUUAGGAACCCCCAGAAUGCUGUAUGCUGAAUUGCGUGGGAGUGGUACCUUUCAUGGCUGUUGGAGCUGAUAAAGGCAGGCAGCUGGGUGGGAGGAAAGUUGGAUGGCAGGCUUUGCUGCAGCCACAUGCCAUGCUUAGCAGGGCUGGCUGUCAGCGGGGAGCUGAUAUCUGAUCUGGGGAGUUGCUAGAACACAAGAUGUAGGAAGCUUUCUACCAUGCUGUUCCAGGGAGAAGGUGAAGAGGGGAUCUCCCUGUUAAUGGUAAUGUAUUGUAUUGAAUGAGUUCUUUCUCUUAGCUUGACUGAGGUAAACGAUGCUAGGCAAUUCAAUAAGUUCCACUCUGCCUGAUUUUCCUAAUGCAGAGAUAUUCAUAUCCUAACCCCAUGGGGGAGAAAAGAGAUGUUUCUUUGUGGCCUGCCCCAGCACAAACAUUCUAAUGUAGUUAAUCAGCAUUCAUAGAGCCAUUAGCAGGCAAUGAUAAUUAUUGUAAUGGUUAACAUUAACUGAGCACCUGGUCCCAGAAAUUACUGGCGUUUGGUGCUUUACAAGGUUGCUCUGCCAAACAACUUCUAAUUGUCCUCCAAGCCACUCCCUCCAGUCCUCAGCCUGCCCUGAAGUUGCUCUCUGUUUGGGGAAGCUGACCACUCUGUACUGCAUCUUCAGCCCUCUUUUAGCUUUUCAGCUCGUAAGUAAACUCAGUUUACACAUAUUUCACCUCAGGUAGAGAGCUGAGAGGACAAACCAAGCAGGGAUAUUACUCUCACUCUGCCCUGUCACAGCAAGUUGGCUGUGUCUUGUCAAAACCUCUAACCAGUAACAGAUACUUUAUUAAUCCCCUUUGUGCCUACGGUGAGUGUUCUCGAUCCCAGACCCUUGCCUAUCCCCUUAACACUGCCUUUACCUCUGAAAGAAUCCCUUUACUAAUCCUGCCCAGUCACUCCACCAUAUGCACCAUCUACUCCAGCAGAUACUUACCCUUUAGCAGGUGUGGAAAUUAUGCUUUAGAACGUGCCCCAAGUUACAGAUUGAGUAAACACAUGGCCAAAGUAAAAAUUCAUUUUUCUAACUCUGUACUACUCUUCCACAUGCCCAGGCUGAUCAAGUCUAACUUCAUAAUAAGUAUUACCGCCUGUCUCUUGUCCUUAUCACCCUGAAACCCAAACUCUUUCUUAGACUAUUACAGUUCUAUCUUAUUAAGAAGAUUUGCAUAGUUUUGGAUAACAAAAUAAUUGAAGUUUCACAACAACAAAAAGACAAGGAAUCUAAGGUUGUCAUGGCAGGACAAGAAUCCUCUUGAUUCCUUCUACCUGCUGUUAAUGCCCGUGUGUCAGCCUGCCCUUAACUGGUGGUUACACAUAUUGAUUUCUAAUGAAUAAAACAUGUCAGGAUUGAGUUUAAAAA
This is a messenger RNA of Mesocricetus auratus (golden hamster), 3327 nucleotides long. It is a transcript of the gene Tmeff2, whose product is annotated as transmembrane protein with EGF like and two follistatin like domains 2. Gene Ontology annotation, molecular function: protein binding. Lineage: Eukaryota; Metazoa; Chordata; Mammalia; Rodentia; Cricetidae. The transcript has 10 exons. The coding region runs from base 445 to 1482 and encodes 345 amino acids. The record is from RefSeq and is a predicted model, not a curated record.